GAGCUGAACCUCGAUGACUCACAAGAAAGACUACUGAGUGUUUCCAAACAUUGGGGUCUCCAUUAGGAUUUCUAAAAAGAAAAGAGGAGGUCUUCAGGCAAAUUAAACCAAGUGGCCCCACCCUUCUGCUCAACGCUGUCAACCUCAUCCUUCUUUAAAACAGCGUCGAACCCCAAAACACCGGAUUCGUCCCCACGUCAACUAACGAGGACUAACUCCUGCGACUUCGUCUCCAAGCUGCACUGCGGACAUUCCUUUGAAAUCACACGAGGACGAUCCCGUCGUUUCAAAACCAGAAGUGCCAGCCACAGGCAUCGGGUCGUGUGUGUGUGUGUGUGUGUGUGUGUGUGUGUGUGUGUGUUUUUCCACAGCGGUGUAAGACUUCUUGUCUUGUUUUCAUUCUCAGUCCAACAUGUAUCAAGUAGUCAGGAAGCUGUUUUUUACGGACUGCCGCUGCGCGGAAGACGCGUCCAACGUGUACGAUGAACUGUUCGCCAAGCUGGACACCAACAAGGAUGGAAAAGUGGAUGUGGCCGAGCUGAAGGCAGGCCUGGCUGCGAUGGGCAUCGCGACCGGGAAAGGAGCCGCUCAGAAAAUAAUUUCCUCUGGAGACAAGGACAAAGAUGACGGGCUCGACUUCAACGAGUUCUCCAAGUAUCUGAGGGAACAUGAAAAGAAGUUACGACUUACCUUCAAGAGCUUGGACAAAAACAAUGAUGGUCGAGUGGACUUUAUGGAGAUAAAGCAGUCGCUUGCCGAUCUGGGACUGGACAUCAGCCAAGAGGAGGCGAAGAAGAUCCUUCAAAGUAUCGAUGUGGACGGCACCAUGACUUUAGACUGGAACGAAUGGAGGCAGCAUUUCCUGUUCAACACCGCCACCAACCUGCAGGAGAUCGUCCGCUACUGGAAGCACUCCACGGUGCUGGACCUCGGGGACAGCCUCUCCAUCCCAGAUGAGUUCACGGAGGAAGAGAAGACAUCCGGCAUGUGGUGGAAGCAGCUGUCAGCGGGGGCCAUGGCCGGCGCCGUGUCCCGUACAGGAACCGCCCCGCUGGACAGGAUGAAGGUGUUCAUGCAGGUGCAUUCCUCCAAGAGCAACAAAAUCAGCCUGGUUGGUGGUUUUAAGCAGAUGUUAAAAGAAGGAGGCGUGGCGUCUCUGUGGAGAGGAAACGGCAUCAACGUACUGAAGAUUGCUCCGGAGACGGCCAUUAAAUUUAUGGCCUAUGAGAAGUACAAGAAGAUGCUGUCCAGUGAACCAGGGAAGGUCAAGACCCACGAGAGGUUCCUGGCUGGAUCGCUGGCUGGAGCCACAGCACAAACUGCCAUCUACCCCAUGGAGGUGAUGAAGACCCGUCUGACCCUGAGGAAGACCGGACAGUACUCGGGAAUGUUUGACUGCGCCAAGCAAAUCCUGAAGAAGGAGGGAGUGAAGGCAUUUUUCAAGGGAUACGUUCCCAAUCUUCUGGGCAUCAUCCCCUACGCUGGCAUAGAUCUGGCCGUGUACGAGAGCUUGAAGAACUUCUGGUUGUCCCGCUACGCUAAAGACUCGGCCAACCCCGGCAUUCUGGUGCUGCUCGGCUGUGGGACUCUCUCCAGCACGUGUGGCCAGCUGGCCAGCUACCCGCUGGCUCUGAUCCGCACCAGGAUGCAGGCCCAAGCUUCUCUCGAGGGCUCAGAGCAGCUGCCCAUGAAUCUGAUGGUGAAGAAGAUCUUGAAAAAGGAAGGCUUCUUCGGACUUUACCGCGGCAUCCUGCCCAACUUCAUGAAGGUCAUACCGGCUGUCAGCAUCAGCUACGUGGUGUACGAGAACAUGAGGGAUAGCUUGGGUAUCCAAAAGUAGGCAGCGGGGGUCAUCUGUGACUGUCUGUGUCCGUGAGCGCGAUGAGCCGGAUUUCUUUAUUUCAAAACGUGUCACUUCUAACACAUUAGGGAAGCUGUCAUGUAAAGAGCUUGUUUACCUUUAGGUCACCAAAGACUCAAAGCACUGCAGAUGGAGUCAAUCCAGGACUGACUAAAACUGUUUUGAAAAUGACACAGAUUUAAGUGCACCGUCAGUCUUGGAUCGACCGAUUUUCAGUUUAAUAGCUUUAUACACUGUUUCCCAAAAUAUUGUGUAAUAUUGUGCGAGUGGGGAGCUUAUUCACCAAGAAAUGAGGAAACUUCGGAAAUGCAAUACUGUAUUUACACUUUGUUGACUGACAUUCUGGUAUGUUUGUCCUUUUUAUGGAAUGGAUUUGUUCAAGCCUGGUGAAUGGGAGUAAUGUGCCUUGUGUGCUUUUCAUAGACAUCUAUGGACCUCACCCUUUAUUUGCCUUUCUAUCCAAUAUGUGGUUCAUUAGAUGCUGGUGUUUACAGGAAUAAAAACAUUUGAAUACAAAAGUGA
Molecule: messenger RNA, 2383 nt
Organism: Cyclopterus lumpus (lumpfish)
Lineage: Eukaryota; Metazoa; Chordata; Actinopteri; Perciformes; Cyclopteridae
Gene: slc25a24
Product: solute carrier family 25 member 24
Exons: 11
Coding region: 413-1840 (475 amino acids)
Biological process (GO): transmembrane transport
Cellular component (GO): mitochondrial inner membrane
Molecular function (GO): calcium ion binding; ATP transmembrane transporter activity
Source: RefSeq, a predicted model, not a curated record